Molecule: messenger RNA, 1290 nt
Organism: Panicum virgatum (switchgrass)
Lineage: Eukaryota; Viridiplantae; Streptophyta; Magnoliopsida; Poales; Poaceae
Exons: 1
Coding region: 757-1083 (108 amino acids)
Source: RefSeq, a predicted model, not a curated record
ACUCCUAUGGUUUUCCCCAUGCAUGCAUGUUUUUUUUUUCCCCGAAAGAUGCAUGCAUGGUAUAUGUGUGUUGCCGUUUCUGCUGCAUGUAGCUAGCUAGCACGGUUUAGCAUAAACUUUUCCGGAUUUUCUUGGGGGUUGAAUAGAUGUAGAGAUGAUUGGACAUAUAGGAUAGUUGCGCUGCGUGUACUCUCUCCCUCUCCUUGUGCCCUUGUCUCUCCAAUAGCUUGAGCAGUUAUUAGUUAAUCAGAAAUUUGUCUUUCUUCGAGCUCAUAAAAAGGGAAAGAAGAAGAAGAAGAACCAACAGAUUAAGGUAGCAUAAUCAUCAACAAAAGCAGCGUGGAGAAUUUGCUUGAUCCUUUCCCGGCGGCCCUGCUAAGCACAAGGAGUAGAUCUAAAUCUUGUUGGUCAACGGUGGGUGGCCGCGGGACGCGGUCGUGCUCAGCCAACAAUACAAAUCAACUGGAGCCCAAGCGUCGACACGGCCCAUUUUCUGUUUGGUCAGCCCAAUAGUAUCUCAAAAAUAAGCUCGUGUAGCAUCGUUGAGGCCCAUGACACGCCCUCCGCUUGAGGGAAAAAACCAGGCCCACAUAACAUCUACUUUGCAGUCCAAGGCACCCAAUUGGCCCCCCAAAGCCCAAACACCUUCCGCCACAGACAAGAAGCAACGCUACCAAAGACAGCAGGAGGCGAUUGCGAGACUAAACCCUAAUAGCCUAGCUAGCCGCCAUCUACGACGACCUAAUCGAUCCAACCAUGGAGGCGCCCAAGGGUGGUGAGGUCCGCGACGAACCCGCCGCCGCCGCAGCAGCAGCAGCCGAGGGCCGUGUGGGAGGCCGCCUCGCCGCCGUGAGGCAGCUGGUCGAGCCCGAGGACCGCCGCCUCCGGGCUUCGUUCGUCUUCCUCGCCUGGGGCUGCUGCGUGAUGCUCCAUGGCUCCGUGCUUAACAGCGCGGCCAAUCCGGAGCACGUCCUGGUCGGGUACGGCCUGUUCAUCAUCGGCGCCGCGCUCGCGUUCCUCUUGCUGAGCGGCGCCGGGCGCGCUGCGGCCCGCGUGGAGGAAGCGCUCAGGGGGUACUUCUAGCUAGCUGCUACCUAGAUCCGCUGCCAGCAAUCAACGAGCAUUUCUAGUGCUUUUGGGCCCUUGGCCCCUGGUCGAUCUGUGCAUCCUGUAUUAACGUACGUCGCAUAUAUAUACCCAAUGACCAGCUUGUAAUUUCACCCUGGGUUUGUAAUUCCAAGUUUACUCUGAAUAUAUAUAUGGCCUUCAUCAGUGUCACAAUUUUUUUCU